AUGGCGUCGACGGCGGCUUCUUUGUCUCCUCCUCCUUUGUCUUCCUCUUCUUCUUUUCAAAGUUGUCGUUCCUUUCGAAGACACUUCUCAAACACGUGUUAUUACUUUAAACGACGGGGAAAGCAGUUAAGAAGAAAAACGUUCGUCUUUUCCCGCAACGAAACGAUGCAGACGAGCAGCGCGUUGAAUCUUUUGCGAGGACCAAAGAAGGAGGAGAAAAUGAUGAAAACGAGAGAGACGAAGAAGACUUUAAGAAAACAAGGGGUGAUUUCCGUGCCGUCAUCGUCAUCGAAUUAUAACCAACAACAAAGUAGUUUAAAAUUUCUUUCACCUCAAUUGACGGAAGGACUGGUGAUUGCGAUUUUCUGCGCGCUGGGUUCGUCUUUGAGCGCUUUUUUACUCGCGCUCGUACCAACACUACGAGCGGCAGCGAACGCGAUGAACGAAGUCGCUUUACUCGCAGAGGCGUUGAAAGAGGAAAUUCCGGACACUUUAGCCGCGGUUCGCGUUUCCGGGUUGGAACUUACGGACGCGCUGGAAGAAGUCGGCGAGUUGACGAGCGAAGUUACCGGGGUGACGAAACGGACGACGCGGGCGAUUGAUAUGAGCUUAACGACUGCGCAAAGAUUUGGAGGGAUGGUUUAUGAAGGGUCGAAAACGAUGGUACCGAGUGCGAAGAGGCAGGUGAAGAAUACGGUGAAACCGAUGGUGAGGAGAACGGCGAAUGAGAUUGAAAGCAUCGCCCGGGAAAGAGCGGCGAUGGACCCGUACGCCGGCGAGAUUGUCAGCGGAGUCGCGGCGACGACAAAGAAAGGAGUUGGAAGAGCGAGGAAAGUGAUCGAAGCGGCUGGAGUGGCGAAGCAAGUCGGGCAGGUGUAUAAAGCGGUGAAAGGAAAGCCGCCGAAAGUAAGCGAUUAG
This is a messenger RNA of Bathycoccus prasinos, 918 nucleotides long. RefSeq lists its product with no specific name. The coding region runs from base 1 to 918 and encodes 305 amino acids. The transcript has a single exon. The record is from RefSeq and is a predicted model, not a curated record. Lineage: Eukaryota; Viridiplantae; Chlorophyta; Mamiellophyceae; Mamiellales; Bathycoccaceae.